This is a messenger RNA of Amoebophrya sp. A25, 4013 nucleotides long. Lineage: Eukaryota; Dinophyceae; Syndiniales; Amoebophryaceae. The record is from the annotation of a GenBank genome assembly.
GGGUGGCCCAGCAGCAGCUCCAGUAUGGUGUCAUGCGGACACAAUUGAAGGUGUCUACUGCCACGAAGCGCCAAACCGCUACUUCAAUCGGAAAAACAAAAACGUAGUGAUCGAAUUCCAAGACCCACUGCCGCAUGAUUCGGGUGCUUCGAGUAAUGGCCGAUGGGUUAUCAAGGAUACAAAUCUAAUCCUCGCCAGCGCUGAGAACGAAAACGCCAAAGCUCCGCAAUUACCAAGAGCCACGGACUGGGUAGUCGAAGAUCGAGGUCGCCCGGGUGCGCCGAUUCCUCCUCUUGGCGACACCUCGAAAGUUUUCAGCAAAGACAGGUUCCGAUUCAUCACUGAUAAGAUGGUGUGGCAUUUGGCGGCGAGCUGCAAAAUGGAAAUCGACUGCGUUCGGAAGGCGAAUGCGGAUUGCGAAAAAGUUCGGUACGAAGAUUUGGACAAGAUCGCCAUUGAGAUGCACAAGUUGGUGAUCGAUCUAGCUCGCGUCCCCUUGCAUCAGAUGAUGCAGAUAUGCGAACCAGCUGGGUUCUUGCUCUUGCUUGAGCGCGCCUGCGUCUGGCAAGCGAUCCUCGCCAAACGCCUCGUCAAAAUGGUCAUGCCUCGUAGUCUUUGGGCGAGGCAUAUGGAAAACACCGAAGCGAUACUAUGGCCGUUGUUUUCCGAGAUCUGCUUCACGGAGAUGGAAGUGGAUUACUGGGAACACAAUGAAGACCUCCAAGCUACGGGUCCCUGGACGUGGGAGAAAAGCGCCAGGAAGGGAAAAGACGCUGCUGCUCGACUGGACCUUUGUUUGCAAAGACUCUGUGAUUUUUUGAAACCUCAUAAACAGUUGAACGGUGCACGAUCUAUGCAACCUGGUGAAAAACAAAUGCCGGCACUAGAAGUAUGGUGGAAGAGGGUCACGGAGAAGGUGAAUCAUGCUGGAGGUGCUGGUAGUGUAACUUAAGGCUUCCCCUAAUCCCUCCCUCUAGACAUCGAUCCCUCAAACAUAUGCGCCCCUAUGCAAGGGAGAUACUGACGCAUAUGCAGCUUGAGGGAUUUCCACAGGGGUGAACAGGGGAGAGCUCUAAUUAACAUCUUCGGCAGCAGUCGCUGCUUCAAGUUCCAGUUCCCCAAGUCCGACCGCUCAAGAUGAGGAGCAACAGAAUGCUCGUGAUGCGGCGGUCAAGAGUGGCUAUGUCCAAACCAAUUUCCGCUUCUUCCAACUACUACUGUCGAUGGCUGGUUUGACGCGCAAAAACAGAGAUUGGACCAUCAAACAACUUGACACUCUCCACCUUGACUUGCGCAACCAGCACGCGCGCUAUUUGCCACACUACAUCAAAAAAGCACUGACGCAUCACACCCAUUUGCCAUCGCACUUCUUGCUAGACGUGCAGAUCCCAGAUACUAGACCGGAAAAAGCCGCUGAAUUAAGACUUCCGCAAAUCUUCCAUAUUUUGAGAUGCUUCUAGGACCUCCCGUGUAAGGGGGGAACGGGUCCAAGAUGCAUCUCAAAAUGGGAUAUUCCUGGAAUGUCUAACAGAAGGUGUGAAACACUCAGUAGACAGAUUGUCACCACAUCUGCAGAUCGAUAUGCAAAGAACGGGUACAACAGGAGACGAACUCAUCAAAAUCGACAGAAAGGAUUUCUACUGGUAAGGCAAAAAGAAUAAGUAGAAAAAGAAGAUGUAGAUGUGUGUAUGUUGAUUGUGAUAUAUUUUUGUUUACGUAACAGUGCAAGUGCUGUUCUUGAAGUACUUCUGUAGUACUUACCUAAACGAGAGUCCUUCUUGUGAAGUAGUAGGUCUGAAAGUGAGAUGAAUUCUGGGGUCAAGAUGCAUCUUCAAAGUUAAACGAUAUAAUUUUUUCUCAAGCUACCUCAUAAAAAGUGCCACCUAAGCUACCUAAUAUAAUAUACUACCACCUCUCUAAUCCAUCCACCACGAAGUUCUGUACUCCCUUGAUCCGGCGUUGACGUGGUGUGUCGGGCCUUUGUACAGAAAGCUCAAGGACCCGAAAGAAUGGGGGGGUGAAGGUUACGUUGGUCUAGCACUACCCCAAGUGUAUGACAUUCUCGAUAUGGCGGCGAUGCGAAUAGUGCCUUUGAGCGAACAAGAGAGGAUCUGGAAAGAUAAACCAGGAGUGGAAGAAGAUUGGGAAGAUAAACUUAUGGAACAAGUGAAAUAAAUGGAUGGAUGAAUGAAUGGAAUUGUGUUGUGAAAAUUGUUGACAGGUAGACUUUCUUAUAGGCUUAGCAUGUAUAGAAGCUACUUCACUCACACCUCCAUUAUUCGUCCUCAAAGGGAAGAAGAAGAACUAGAACCAAACUGUUCUUCCAGGAGAUGUUGAUCUUCCGUAUCAGUUACAAGUAACUGCAUGAGCACAUCUCUAAACACAAACUCCUCCGAGGCAAGUGGUUGCGGGAAAGAUGGGUGCAUAACUACAGCUCAACGAGAUACAACCGCGGACGCGACCAUGCUCCCGGAGGCCAACAUUAUUAAGGCACAAGAAUGUAGAUGAUGUAGUUUCACGAGAGCUCCUUCUUUUAUUCAGAACAAGGCAAAAAAGGCUGAAUGACCUCUUAACUACUUGGCCAUGUAGUGCCUGAGGUGACAUGACGUGACAUUCUUGCUAAGGCGUCGUGAAAAGUGCAGGUUUGCUUACUACCCGCUUUUACAACUCGCGACAACAUGCUCUCUUCCACCCCCAAAAAUUUUCCCCUUUCCACACAACUCCUGCAUCACUUCUAAUGUCUCAGCGCCUACUUCCAAAGAUGGGGUCAUCCAUCAAGCAUGGGCCAAGUUGUUCCGAAAUACGGCAUGAAAUAUCACUACAACCCUGGAUCUCGGUCGAAUGCAGGAGGCACAUCAGGAAAAACAAUUAGAGAAACACCUGCGCCAUGGGCAGCUGCUUCUACUGGUCAAGCGAGUGACCACCAGGUGGAACCUGAACCUCUGGAUCUUACUACCGAAGUCAUGGCACCGAAUGCGAAAGGCGGUGGCAAGAAGAAAGACAAAGGGCGUCCACGACCUGCGACAUCAAAGGCUUCUUCCAAAGGCCAGUCAAGCAGCCUGCUGAACCAACAACAAGGGAAUUAUUCUGCUGAACAACAGAGACAACAACAACUACAACAGGGUGGACAAGACGAGGUGAUUGGUCAGAUCGAUGAAGACGAACAAGACGUAAUAGCAAUGGGUGGAGGUUUUGGCUUUGCCUUUGUUCCACCAAAAGGCUUUCUACUUAAAGAUGAGGGUCUUGCGGUGUGGCAGCAAAUCCAAGAAUUGUGGGGUAGACAGCCAAUCAGAGCAGAAAACCAACUAAAACUUAUGUUGCAGAAGUUAUCAACGAGAACAACACGCUUUUUUUCGGCUACGUAUUAGACACCUCUGAUGCAGGGUUGAGGAAAAAAGAAAAACCGGAAAUUGUUUAUUUCCUUAUUGCUUGCGCUACUAGACGCUACUGCGUAGUGAUAUACUAUUUGUCUGAUUCACAAACGAAAACGGAUAUUUGUCUGUCGUUGUUCACAAAUGAAAACGGAUAUUGUCCGCUCCUCUUCUAAUCUGUUAAUAACACGCGAAAUGCGGAUUUGGGCUCAAAAAUGCAAAAAGCAGAAAACCAUUGACCGCAGACGCGUGCUCCUUGCUCGAGCAGUGGCUUACGGCAUCGAAGCCCACAGGAACCAAUCGGAGGAUAUGGUAUUUCGUAUAUUCAAAGAUAGCACUUUCGAACCACAAGAAUUCAUUCCAUCCAUCCUCAAUAGAUACUUAACAGAAAUAGAAGGUGGAUACAAACGUAGUAGAUGGGGGCAUACGCUGCAUACGAGCAACUACUACCUAUUUAUGAAAAGCUACCUACUCUUUCCUCUACACAGCUUGUUAACCUACUCUUUCCUCUACACAGCUUGUCGGGCAAUGCUACUAUGUUUUUGGCAAUCGGCGUAUUUCGCGGAAGAGAGGCAGUCUGGCAGUCCACCUCGAGCAAGCGCGUGCAUUGAAGAGUGCUUUGGGACGAUCAUGCGUGGAUAA